UCCUUACGAUCAAGCUAUAGUCCACCAUCAAGAUAUAAAUUAUCAAACAAUAUAAUUCAAACAGAAUAUGCACGAAUAUUAGUAGAAAUGGUUGAUCGAAUUAGUGAAAUGUCUGAUUUAACUCUUUCACUUGACGGAUGGACGGAUGUAUCUAAUAACUCUAUAUAUGCUUUCCUUUUACAUAAAUUUGGAAAUAUUAAUGAAAUUAUUAAUAUAGAAGAAUUUUCUAGUAUUCGGCAUACAGCAAGUAAUUUACUUGUUGCAAUAAUAAACUCAUUGCAAAAUGUCUCUAUAGAUUUUAGUAAGAUUAUCGCUAUAGUUACUGAUAAUCCUUCGGUUAUGAUACGGCUUCGAAAGGAUAUUUCAGAAAAAUAUCAAUAUGUUAUUG
This is a messenger RNA of Racocetra persica, 388 nucleotides long. Lineage: Eukaryota; Fungi; Glomeromycota; Glomeromycetes; Diversisporales; Gigasporaceae. The record is from the annotation of a GenBank genome assembly.